GGUUACCAUCAGUUGCUCACUCAAAAACACCCAAAGAAAACUGAAAACAUGGGGAGAAACCAAGGUAACCAGGCAAAAGAAGCAAAUGCAAAUGAAAACAAGAUCCAGCUUGAAAAGACAAUUGGUUAUUUAGAAGGAGUUAGCUUCAUAGUAGGCACCAUUAUAGGUGCAGGGAUUUUUGUCUCCCCAACUGGAGUGCUCAAAUAUUCCUUGCUCAAUGUUGGUGUGGCUUUAAUAAUCUGGACGGCGUGUGGCAUCAUCUCCCUGAUGGGUGCUCUCUGUUAUGCGGAGCUAAUCACAGCAUUGCCGUGUUCAGGUGGGGAAUACAGCCACAUAAAAAGAGCCCUUGGCUCUCCACUGGCUUUUAUCUUCUUAUGGACAGCAAUGUUCAACAGACCAGCCUCAAAUGCUGCUCGAGCCUUGUUGUUUGCUGAAUAUGCCAUUCAACCGUUCUAUGGGGAGUGCGCAGCUCCUGAGAUGGUAAAGAAAUGUUUGGCAUUGGCUGUUCUCUGGUUCCUUGGGAUUCUCAAUGGUCGAAGUGUCAAGAUGGCUGCCUGGGUGCAGACCGUUUUCACCUUUCUCAAGAUGAUGGCUCUCUCCAUCAUUGCAAUCGGUGGAAUAGUUCUGUUGAUCAGAGGAAAGAAACAGAACACAGCCAGAUUUGAGAAUGCUUUUAGUUCAGAGAUUCCAGAUGCUGUGCAGAUCUCAGAAGCAUUUUUCCAAGGGUUGUAUGCAUAUGGUGGCUGGUGGUCCCUCGGCUAUUUGGCAGAGGAGAUUAAAAACCCCAGCAGAAACAUUCUUUGGACUGUGAUGACUGCACUUCCUUUAGUCAUCGUUUUCUAUUUGCUGGUAAACAUCUCAUAUCUGACAGUUCUCACGCCAAAGGAAAUUGUUUCCUCAGUUGUUGUGGCAGUCACGUGGGCUGAGAGAGUGAUCCCUUCAUUUGCUUGGAUAAUUCCUGCAUCUGUGGCUAUUUCUAUAUUUGGUGCCCUCAAUGGCAGCACGUUCACUUUUGGACGGUUGAGCUACGCUGCGAGUCAAUCCGGACACUUGCCCAUUAUAGUAUCCAUGCUUAAUGUCCACCAUUCUACUCCAGCACCAGCCAUGAUUUUGUCCACUGUUAUUGCAACUACUUUUCUCAUUUCAUCAGAUCUCAUUGCUUUAAUGAAUUAUUUUGGAUUCUCCAUUUGGCUCAUGACUGGACUAACAUGCACUAGCCUCAUUGUCCUCCGGUUCCGAGAGCCUAAUCUACACCGGCCGUACAAGGUUUGUUUACCAGUUGCCUUUGGAAUGGUGGCCAUUUCCUUGUUCUUAGUUUUGGUUCCUGUAAUUUGGUCCCCGAAAGUGCAGUAUGUAUAUGCUUCCCUUUUCAUGCUUGGUGGUUUUCUUUUCUACCUGCCUUUUAUACAUUUUAAAAUACAUUUUGAGUUGCUGGAUAAAAUUACUUGCUAUCUGCAGCUGCUGCUCGAGGUUUCACCUGCUAAUUAUAAAUCCGAGUAACGCUAACGUUUGAUAGGACCAAAAUGUGCUUUUGCAGCACAGCAACAGCUUCUGCCAUCUCUCUCAUUGCUUUUUUUAAAAAUACAUUUUGGUGAAAUAUUAUAUGUUGUUAUACAUGCACACACACCAGUGGUUGUAUGGUCAAAAGAUCUUGACUGUGUGGACUGAAUGUGUGGACUUCAACUCCCACAAUUCCCCAGCCAGCAUGCUAGCUGGGGAAUUCUGGGAAUUGAAGACAAGACAUCUUAAAGUCGCCAAGUUUGAAAAACACUGCUGUAGCCUUUUCCAUAUCCUCUGAAAAACCUUUUUGGAGAGUGGGAGACCUAGAGGACUGCAGUGGAAGAAGAAUGAAAAAAAUCUCUAUGUCAGCAGUAAUCUGGCUCCCCUUGGUUAAACAAACCUUAGUCACUUGAAAAAGACCAAUUAAAUCUACAGAUAUAUCGUCUUUAACAUUGCUUAUUAGAUUAUUCACAGUUAAAUCAGGUACCAUGGGAGAAAAAGAAUUCCCAUUUUUUUUUAAAUACUUGUUUGAAGGAGAACUUGUGUAAAAUUUGAUCCCUGGGGUUUUUUUUGGGGGGGGUGUCCUCCUUAGUCUGUCAGUGUGUUUUCAUUAUUUUAAUUUAAUCUACUUAUGAGUUAAAUGUUGCAGUAGUAAAAUAAAAGAUUGGGAUCCAGUGAACAUUUAGCUAUCUCAAAAUAUAUUUUACAAUGCACAUUUCCUAAAAUCUUUUGUACAUAUUACUUCUCUACCCAUUCCUUAUGAUAAACAUAAAAAUAUAUGUAUAAUGUAUUGUCUGCCAAGUAGAA
This is a messenger RNA of Python bivittatus (Burmese python), 2307 nucleotides long. RefSeq names its product solute carrier family 7 member 13 (gene SLC7A13). The record is from RefSeq and is a predicted model, not a curated record. Gene Ontology annotation, biological process: amino acid transmembrane transport. Gene Ontology annotation, molecular function: L-amino acid transmembrane transporter activity. Gene Ontology annotation, cellular component: membrane. Lineage: Eukaryota; Metazoa; Chordata; Lepidosauria; Squamata; Pythonidae.